Molecule: messenger RNA, 1467 nt
Organism: Strongylocentrotus purpuratus (purple sea urchin)
Lineage: Eukaryota; Metazoa; Echinodermata; Echinoidea; Camarodonta; Strongylocentrotidae
Product: monocarboxylate transporter 12
Exons: 5
Coding region: 1-1467 (488 amino acids)
Biological process (GO): transmembrane transport
Molecular function (GO): monocarboxylic acid transmembrane transporter activity
Source: RefSeq, a predicted model, not a curated record
AUGGUCGAGCGUCUGGAGUCAGAUUAUGCUACUGUCGGAUUGAUAUGUAGCUUGCCUGGAACAGUUAUGUACCUAUUAAGUCCUUUUGUGACACUCGUUCUGCAGAAGAUCAACCAUCGUUUUGUCGCUAUGUUAGGCGGAGUGUUGUGUGGAUCAUGUACUAUUGCCAGCGCUUUCUUCAAAGACACAGUUACUGUUGGAGUCUGUCUCGCCUCAUCAGGUCCUUUUGUGACACUCGUUCUGCAGAAGAUCAACCAUCGUUUUGUCGCUAUGUUAGGCGGAGUGUUGUGUGGAUCAUGUACUAUUGCCAGCGCUUUCUUCAAAGACACAGUUACUGUUGGAGUCUGUCUCGCCUCAUCAGGUGUUGGCAUGUCAAUGACCUAUAUGCCCAUGGUGAUUGCACUGAAUGAUUUCUUCAGAGAAAAAUUCGUUUUGAUGAACACAAUCACGUUGUACGGCUACACCGCUGGAUCCAUGCUGCUCCCUAUUGUAACUGAAAGGUCAUUCGAAGCAUAUGGCUAUGUAGGGGCUUUUAUUAUCCUUGGCGGUAUCGCUUUUAACCUUGUCGCGUGCGGUGCAACGAUACACAAGGCACCAAGAAACGCAGCUACAAAUGAAGUCAAAAGUUAUAAUGAAAUGAAUGAGAAACAGAAGUGUCUCUCUGAAGGAGAAUCCUCGAAGCAAACAGAAAGCAUCCAUUAUCAUGAGGAGGAGGAGCAAGAGGAUAGUGAAGAGUGCGUCUUGGAGGAAAGGCAUUUGAUUCAAAACGAGAGACGUAACAUCAAUAAACAGGAUACAUCACCGAAUGCGCGCUCAUCUUGGACAAGCUCCGUCUUUCAAAUCGGCAAACGGUCCUGUGGACUAUUAAACGAACCACUCUAUCUCUUCACCAUCCCGAUUCAUUUCUUGUACAUGUUCUCCAUUUAUGCGUGGAUGCUGUUUCUGGUACCUCACGCUGAACACCUGGGAAUCCCUCCUUCUAAAGCAAUCUUCCUUUCCACAAUUGGCGGCAUAGGUGGCAUCAUCGGUCGGACCAUUUUCAUCAUCCUCGUCGGCAAAGGCAUCAAUGUUUAUAUCGUCUACAUCGCCAUAGUCCUCAUCGGCACGGCAUUAUUUCUGCUGGACUUCAUCGGUUCUGCUUACGCGGUGCGUGCUACCUUGGCUUUUGUCCAAGGUUUCUCCUUCUUCAUCGAGGAUACUAUUAUGUCCAGUUUAUUGAAAGAUGCAGUCUUUGACGAUCGGAAUUUUAACAUGGCCGUGUCUCUCAGUUAUCUGUUUGAUGUCACCCAGUCAUUCACGAUGGUGUUCAUCAUCGUCGGCUUCAUUCACGCCGUCAUGGUCGUUAAUCUCUUCAUCGUAUGGAUGCUCAUCAAGAGGCGACGACAAGAUGUCAGCUCUCAUUUUGACCAUCGAGGAUUUAGAGGAGGAGGCAGAAACUUCUACCUAUCCUCCUUCCUUUUAACAUAA